Oldenlandia corymbosa var. corymbosa is the source of this 911-nucleotide messenger RNA. NCBI's taxonomy places the organism in Eukaryota, Viridiplantae, Streptophyta, Magnoliopsida, Gentianales, Rubiaceae. The record is from the annotation of a GenBank genome assembly.
AUCUUUGAAUUAGGACUUGUUUUCCUGUUCUGUUUUCUAAUUGAAUGUCUAACAUCUAUUUUUAGAUAGUUUGAUCAAUUAAGCUAAGGUGUUAUAUACAUCAUUUACGUUAACAUUUUCCUUUCUUCUUUUAUUAUUUGAUACGAUUCUGUUUUUCUUGCUAGAUGGUGUCUAAGCUGUUGGACCGUUGCAACUCUGCCUUGCGAGACAUUGAGAAUCCUAACCUCCAUGACUACCCUAGCCUUUGGGACUAUGAGCAUCAGGCUGAGCACUUUGGCUUUGACUUUCAAGAAGUUUUCCGUCCGUGGCUCGAGAGUCAGAUCUCCGCCUGGCCUGAGGGUGGCAUUCCCCAAUUUUUCUCCCCUUACAUAGAAAGAGGAUGGAGAGGGGUUAUUGUUGCUGUUGAUCAUUCAGUUGCUGGUAGAGACCGUAUACCACUGUUAUCAUCGGUGGUCCAUGAUUUAAUUCAAUUCAAUUCUCGUGUGAUUGGCUGUGUCACUGGAGAGGUUGAUGACUGUGAAAAUUUGCUUAGUGACCUCCCACAGGAGGUAAAAAGCGGUACUGCUGCAGAUGUUUCAAAUUGGCUGGUUAGAACACUUUCUUCUCGCAACGUGAAGGGUUUGUCGGGACUAGUGAUUGCAGGGUGGGACAAUACGGGUCCUAGCUUGUACCGCGUGGAUGGUGAGGGGAAACUGCACCGGGGAGUAUUGUUUGCCGGUGGAUCUUGUUCAGAAUUUGGUUAUGGUGUUGUUGCUUCUUGUGGAAGUGAUGAAAGCGGUGUGAAAGUGGUAAAAUUGGUGGUUCUGUGGAGGGACCAAAAGGUCGAUGACACUGAUGAAGAGGUUGCUGAUGCUAUCAGAGAAGCAAAGGCAGAGCCCAAAAGGCAUAAUGCUGAUACAGUAGCUCUAUGA